AUGACUGUCAUAGAAGAGAGUCGCCCUUUUGCCCAGCAGCUAUCCAAUGUCUACUUUACUAUACUUUCCCUUUUUUGUUUUAAACUUUUUGUGAAGAUCAGCCUCGCUAUACUUAGUCAUUUCUACAUUGUGAAAGGAAACCGUAAAGAAGCAGCACGGAUAGCUGCUGAAUUUUAUGGAGUUCCUCAAGGACAAGCAUCCAAGGAUACAAGGCUUAACACCUGUGAAAAUCUCAAGGGAAAAGGUUCUUGGGCAGAUCGCUCACCUCUGCAUGAGGCAGCCAGUCAAGGACGUCUCCUUUCUCUAAAGACUUUAUUGUCACAGGGGUACAAUGUAGACACACUAACAAUUGACCAAGUAACUCCACUUCAUGAAGCCUGCCUGGGAGAUCACGUGGGAUGUGCAAGAAUCCUUCUUGAAGCAGGAGCAAAUGUAAACGCUACAACAAUUGAUGGAGUGACACCUUUGUUUAAUGCAUGUUCGAGAGGCAGUGCGGCGUGUGCUGAGCUCCUCUUAGAGUAUGGUGCCAAAGCUCAGUGGGAGUCCUGUCUUCCAUCGCCAACUCAUGAAGCAGCCAGCAGAGGUCACAGCGAAUGUCUGGAGGUGCUGAUAUCCUGGGGUAUAGAUGUUGACCAAGACCUUCCUCAUUUAGGAACACCUCUGUAUGUAGCAUGUGUUUCACAGCAGAUCCAUUGCAUUCGAAAGCUUCUUUAUGCAGGUGCCAAUGUGCAGAAAGGAAAGCAUUUGGAAACUCCGCUCCAUGCUGCUGCCCAGCAUUCUAGUACAGAGAUCGUAAACUUACUCCUGGAAUUUGGGGCAGAUAUAAAUGCCAAAAAUACAGAUUUUGAGAGGCCUGUUGAUUUAGCUGCUCCAAGCAGUUUAGUGGAGAGGCUGCUGCUUCUCCAGGAAGCCACACCAUCUUCUCUUUGUCAGCUCUGCCGACUAUGUAUCCGAAGUUACAUAGGAAGAGCUAGGCUGCAUCUUGUCCCACAACUCCAGUUGCCAACAAUACUGAAGAAUUUCUUACAGUAUAGAUAACACAGUAAUUGACCGUUAGAAACUUGAAUAACAAGUACUUUUUCUUCUUUCUGUUUAUUGUAUGUUUUAUCUAAAGAACUGCUGGGCGGAAAAAAAGCCGUUUGCAUAUCACUUAAAAAAAUAUAUAUCUUUGACACGUGGUGUUGGUAAAUAAUAAUAAGCCAUUCAGCAACUGGUACCAAGGUGCUAAUAAGGCUGAAUUGAAUAAGUGCUGAUACUCUGUGAAAUGAUUGUAUAGCUUUAGCUUAACACUUACUAAAUAGCUUUAGUGCUGUUAAUUUUAAUUGUAUUUAUACUUUUAAAAUCUGUUUGACACACCUGAACCACAAAGAGUUUCUUCAUUAUUUGUUAAGUUGGUCCAUUUGGAGUCAUUAUUUUAUGUGUUUUUAAAUUUCUAUUGUUUGUGUACCUAAAAAUACUUGGUGAUAGGUGCACUGUAUACAUUAAUAAAAAUAAAACAAAUAGAUGUUAA
Molecule: messenger RNA, 1510 nt
Organism: Phalacrocorax carbo (great cormorant)
Lineage: Eukaryota; Metazoa; Chordata; Aves; Suliformes; Phalacrocoracidae
Source: RefSeq, a predicted model, not a curated record